AUGCCAAUUGCCGAUAAAUGAUUCCCCAACGAAACUUAGGGCGUUUAAUUCCUUAAACCCCCAAUUUUGAUACCUCGAAUAGUCGCCCCCCGCCCCCAAGCCGAUAGUCGUCCUUGUUCGAGGAGUCGAAGAUUCCAGGCAGCAUAGACACCGCGCAAAAUCUCGUCACUCGUGAACCAGCCGGAAGCACGCAUCCACAGUAAUCGCAAAGUUUUACGUUACAAUAAAUUCGCGAUCUAUUCAACAAAGUUGAUCAGUAACCAGGAUGCAAGAAACAAUGUUGAACUUCCGAUGGGAUCUCUUCUCAUCACAAUUCGCCUCAACCCUGGACGUAUGCUACGUGAGAAAAUAUUUUGUCGAUUUGUCACUGGUAUGCAAGGAUGGUACAACAAUAAAAUGCCACAAAAUGGUGGUAGCUAACUCAAGCGCAUUCUUUCGUCGGCUUUUAGUCGAGAAUGAUAAUCCCCAUCCGAUGAUUGUUCUCCACGAUAUCGAUGCCCAAGAUCUACAGACACUUGUCACCUUCAUGUAUACCGGCGAAAUCGAGGUGGGAAAGAGCGAGGUUAGGAGAUUGUUGAAAAUCGCUGAAAUUCUACAAAUUACGGGCCUGAGGGAUGUUAGAUCAUCGGCACAAUUUCAGACAACAUACGCAGCAGAAUUGGCUCCAUUUCCGUCUGAAAAAUCACCAGAGGAGGCGAAGAUCUUGAAGACUACUGAGACAUCACCCUCAAUCCCGAGUAAACCACAUCAUAAUCGACGAAAAGUUCAUGAGACUCCGAGACAUGCCGAACCUGAGAGAAUUCAUUACAGCGCAAAAGUUCAUACGAAGCCAAUGGCUGCAACACUGAGCCCCAACAGCACAUCAUCACCAGACCUCAAUGACAACCGCAACAGACCCGCAAGUAAUGGAGACUCGAGGGAAUCUCUAGGAUCGGACAAGAAUCUUCAAAAGCGUCACGCACCUGACCAUUUUCAGUACCUCAAAAAAUUACGUCUUUUGGGAGAAAUCGAUAUCAUUCAGUGUUAUGAUAACUGCGAAGUCUCCGGGGCACAAAGGAUGGCAAAUAUCGAAGCCCCCACGGUUCCCGACCCGCCAGAGCAUCAUGGGGUUGUCAUCAAGAAUGAAAUUGACAUUCCAUUUGACCUUGACCAUUCAGGUAUCAGAGGAAAUUUCGGCCAUAUAAUUCAGAAAACAUCAGACUCUUUGGGUGGGAUGGAAAUAUUCAAGGCCCAACCGUACGGAAACAAUGCCCAAUGUUCACCGCUCGAAUACAUGGAGCCAAUACCUAGUACCAGCAAGAUGCAGUCUCAGCCCCAAAUCCAAGAGUUCUCCUGCUCCAAAGGCUCUUUUUAAAUAUUAAAACUUUACUGAGACAAAACAAAAACAUUUUUUUAUGAGUACGACCUUAGAGAAUAAACAUGCUGACGAGAUCGAGAAAAAAAAUAUAUUUCUGGUGAGAUAUUCGUAGUUUCUGAGGACGAGGACAAUUUCUUGACGACACGGGAGCUAUUUAUCAUGUAAAGAAUACGAACAACUGGGUAUUCUCGUGCGUUACCAUGGAGAUUAUGGAAAUUGAUUAAACUGACAUUUAUUGGUACAUUUUCCACCCGGAUAACAGUCGACAUUCCAAAGGGGAAGAAGAUGGAGCGUCCAACACUGGAAAAUCAAAGUGCAGCUAAUUACUGCACCCAACGGCACAUCACCGAGGAGGAGUUCCAAAAUUUUAUGCAGCGAGUUACAGAAGUCGGUGAGUUGAUGAAAAAACGGAUAACUUAUUAAUCAAAAAAUGAU
Messenger RNA from Diachasmimorpha longicaudata, 1792 nucleotides. RefSeq names its product protein abrupt-like. The transcript has a single exon. Gene Ontology annotation, biological process: regulation of transcription by RNA polymerase II. Gene Ontology annotation, cellular component: nucleus. Gene Ontology annotation, molecular function: protein binding. NCBI's taxonomy places the organism in Eukaryota, Metazoa, Arthropoda, Insecta, Hymenoptera, Braconidae. The record is from RefSeq and is a predicted model, not a curated record. The coding region runs from base 266 to 1354 and encodes 362 amino acids.